AUGACUGACGCAAUUGUUGACUUGGAGCUCGCGAAUACCAAGGAGGAAAUCCCUAUAGAGACUGGUGAACAAGCUUUUCGUGCCACCGAUGAACAACAUUCUCUUUCCGCAUGGCAAGGUCUUCGCCUUCACGUUAAAGCCAUUGGAUGGGCCGCCUAUUUCUCACUCGGCAUCAUCAUGGUGGCUUUUGACCCCCAGCUUAUAGGUCAAUUGAUAGCAACUCCGAAGUUUCAACAGGACUUCGGCAAUGUAUACGAAGACGGCUACAUCAUCGCAGCACCAUGGCAGACAGGCCUUAAUAUGGGGGCUCCCAUCGGGCAAGUCGUCGGGGCGUUCUUUGCAGGCAGUUUUAUGGAGUGGAUUGGACUUAAAAAGGCAUUUGCAGCUUGUAACCUCCUCAUUAUAGGAUGUGUCUUCAUUCAGUUCUUUGCUCGUUCUCUUCCGGUCCUCUUGGUUGGCGAGAUCCUGGCCGGUCUUGUCCUAGGGUGCUUUGUGGUGAUUGCGCCAGCCUACGCAUCUGAAGUUGCUCCCCUCGCGCUGCGUGGUCCUAUUACAGCCUCGAUCAAUCUCUGCUUUGCUGCGGGGCAGUUGAUUGCCAACGGUACGGUGGAUGGAACACAGAAACUCACUACACACUGGGCCUACAGCAUUCCCUUCUCGAUCCAAUGGCUAUGGCCUAUCAUUAUCAUCGUUGGCUAUCCAUUCGCCCCAGAAAGUCCUUGGUGGCUGCAGCGACAAGGACGUCUCAAGGAGGCUGAACAUGCUCUGGGUCGCCUGUCGUCUUCUACGGUCGAUAUCAGGGCGGCUCUUGUCGCUAUUAUCGAAACUGACCGCGCGGAGCGAGAAAUGCAAAUUAACUCCAGCUACCUAGAUUGUUUCCGAGGCACUAACCUCCGUCGAACAAUUAUCUCGAUUGCUGUAAUGAGUAUCCAGGUAUUCUCGGGUAUAUAUCUUGCAUCCUACUCAACCUACUUCUUUGAAGUUGCUGGAUUGCCAACCGAUCAAGCUUUCAACAUGGGUGUCGGCUUCAUUGCACUUGGAUUCUUCGCAACCGUAUUGUCGUGGUUCUUUCUCUCUUACGUCGGACGACGGACCCUUUACAAUGUCGGGCUGGCCGCAUUGACAACCGUUCAGUUUCUCAUCGGGGCCCUAGACUGUGCACCUAAUUACUUGAAUCGGCCGGGAAUUGCCUGGGCUGAGAGUGUCCUAAUGAUGAUCUGGUACUUCAUCUACUCACUGUCGAUCGGGCCAAUCGGCUAUGUGAUCCUUUGCGAAGUCUCCGCCGUUCGUGUCCGGGCAAAGACCAUUGCAAUCUCGUUAGCUGUAGAAGCUCUGGCAACAAUUUUGAUGACUGUCGUCUUCCCAUAUAUGAUUAACCCGGAUGAGGCCAAUAUGCGAGGGAAAGUCGGCUUCUUCUUUGGAGGGCUCUCUCUUUUGUCCUUGGUUUGGUCAUGGACGAGUCUUCCAGAACUAAGAGGACGGACAUAUUAUGAGUUGGACAUCCUAUUUGAUCAAAAAAUAAAGAUCAAAGACUUCCCUAAAACUGUUAUUUCAGAUAGGAAAGAUGUAAAGGAAGCCAGUUAG
This is a messenger RNA of Talaromyces proteolyticus, 1584 nucleotides long. RefSeq names its product general substrate transporter. Gene Ontology annotation, cellular component: membrane. NCBI's taxonomy places the organism in Eukaryota, Fungi, Ascomycota, Eurotiomycetes, Eurotiales, Trichocomaceae. The record is from RefSeq and is a predicted model, not a curated record. Gene Ontology annotation, biological process: carbohydrate transport; transmembrane transport. The transcript has 3 exons. Gene Ontology annotation, molecular function: carbohydrate:proton symporter activity. The coding region runs from base 1 to 1584 and encodes 527 amino acids.